This is a messenger RNA of Protopterus annectens (West African lungfish), 1713 nucleotides long. RefSeq lists its product as uncharacterized. The record is from RefSeq and is a predicted model, not a curated record. The transcript is spliced from 4 exons. Lineage: Eukaryota; Metazoa; Chordata; Ceratodontiformes; Protopteridae. Bases 1 to 1713 code for a protein of 570 amino acids.
AUGAACAGUAAAUUCAAGGAACGUAUUCUUCACCACAUAUGUGAUAUAAGAAAUAAUGUAGAAACUAAUUCUCUCUACCAACAUAUCUCUAGAUUUGAGAAGCACUCUUUUAGAUUUAUGGCUUUAUCGAACAUAAAAGAAAGUAUACGAGGUGGUGACCUAAUGAAUAAAAUGGAAGCUGAAGAAGCAAGGUGGAUUAUGGAUCUGAGAGCAGAUGAUCCCCCAGGACUGAAUGGGGUAGUACCCCUAAAACCUAUAUUAAAAGAGCGAGGCCUGAGAAAUAAAACAGUUUUAAACAGUCGAAUUAGAACUGGGAAGCUCCUACUUAGAUCGCUGUUUGUAUCGAGUGCUUUAGCUGUUUUUAACAGUUCAACAGUUCCUGUAAGAGCUAGCAAGCUUCAACUUAAACUGCUGUUUAUAUUGAGUGCUUCAGCUGUUUCUUACCAGCCCAACAGUUCUUGGAGUCUGAAGAGAAAUUUAUCAGAUGUUGAACCUGAACCACCAAAAACAAAAAAAUACAAAUCCGACUGUGUGAUGAACAGUGAUGAUGCAAUCCCAGGCACGUACACACUUUCUGACCUGGAGGACUACGCAGAAGCCAUGCAGGACAGUCUUAUAAAAAUGCCAAAAGAAAAACGCAUCAAAAUUGAAGAGAAACUUAAAAACAGGAAACUAAAAGACAGGCUUGAAUUGUCUUACAAAGAUUUUCAAGCUCUUAACAAGGAAAAAUUAAACAACAAAACAUUUCCUUCUGAUGUACUUAUAAGCAUGUUAUUUACGGACGUAAAAGUAAAAGACUUCAGAAAGCCUCAGCAGAAAACCAGAAAGCAAGAAAGUGAUGAGAAAAUGAAUUCAGAGACCAGUAGCCUUUCAGAUGAUAAAUGCCUCAUUAAAACUUCAACUACUGUGCACAAAGGAAGUGAUGUAAGGCUAUCCCAAGAAGUAUUUGAACAAAUAGGCACAGAGAAAAAAGAAGUACCAAAUGGUGAAAGUAAAAGCCAGUUUCAUGUAGAAGAUUCAUUAGAAAACCCAAAUCAAAUGAACAGAGACAUUGAAGACAUUAGUGAAGAUACUUCAUUGUCAUUACAUUUACCUAAAACUGCCCCAGAAGAACAGAAGAGAAAAGAUAAAGGACAUAGAAAACUACCUGCUGAAGAAAAAGGAAGCAUACAGGAUAGGGCAAAAGAUGAAUGGGUAGAGGACUGGGUAAAGAAAGAGUCUGUAAUAAUUUCUGAAAUGCAGAAAGAAGAAGCAAAGUUAAAAACUGAUUUAAAGUCCAGUAUAAAUUUUAGGAACAAGAAGCACCAUAGAGAAUACCAUUGUUUUAUAGCCAGUGAAUACAUAUUUUUUAAAGACCCUUUGAAUGGAAAUGAAUAUAUUUUAGAUCUACAGCUGCCAACGGAUGCUCAAGUUGCAUUAAAUGGUAUACGCGUCCCUAAAAAUGGUAAUUGCUACCCUACAGCCCUAACACCAAAGAAAGGUGAAUUCAAAGCAGAUUUUAAUGCAAGGCUGCAAUAUAAUAUGUGGAUUCAUGGCUCUUAUUUUACUCAUGUGUACUUCAGCUUUGCAGAAAGUGAUCGCUUGAUUAUAAAAGAAUAUAAUGAAGGACUUUUUAAGGACUUUGAAAAGACCUUUAAGAAAACUGUUUCAGAAACAUUUCUCCCUAUCCUUGCUGUUUAUAAAAAUCUGCAAAAGGACAGGUGUGCUUUUUAG